UAAUUUCCUGUUCCUUAAACAGGUAGUGGUAUAUAUGAGGUGAAGGUAUAAUUAUACACAUUAAAGAAGCACAGACAUGGCAGAGCUCAGAGAUAACCUCAGGAAAAGGUGGGAUGUCUGUAGAGACGUGCCUCCCGUCGAAGCUCAGAAGACACCAUGGAAGCUGGUCAAGGUUCUCCGUUUACUGUCUAUCGCCCUGGUUGCCGUACUUGUGUUCGGUCUCGCUGUGGGCAGCAAGUCUUUCUUUCUGGUCCUGAUAACCCUGUCCAGUAACGUCACUCACACGGUUCCUGCUCAGAACAAGCCACUGCCUCUGCUGUGUGUCAGCUGCGCCAUGAUAUGUCCAAGUGUGUUGCUUCUCAUCAAAAGUCUUUGGAAGUUUAUCUUCAAGAAUUCCCAGACGCCCAAGAAGGUCACGGCUCUCUGGGUUGUGGUUGUUGAGUCCCUGGUGGGUCUGGGAUCAGCGGUGCUCACUGUGAUGGCCAUGCCACAUUUCGGCAUUGUCACCAACGCUAUGAUCCUGAACAGUUUGAGUCUCCUCUCCUCCGUCCUCCAGGUUGCUGCCCAAAGUGUGAAAGGCCAUGGAUACCGGUACCUCUGGCCCUCCAUCCUCUCCAUUGUUCUCACACUGGCGGGCUAUGUGCUCUUCAUUGUGAGCUACCUGCUUCCAGAGGGGGGGGAAAGGAUGGAGCUCUGGGUGGGGUUGGCUAUCGGCUCUGCCCUCCUGGUGUCCCUCACCUGGUGGCAGAACUACUUCACACUGUUCAACAACAGCUUCCUGGAUACCCUGGUUGAAGAUAUGGAGAACAGCAGGACCGUGGUUCACAUCCUCUCCAGUGUGGUCAGGAUCUUGGUGACAGGGGCUGUGGUUGGAGCCUACGUCCCCCUCUCGGGCAGAGACUGGUCAGCACUAACCUCAGUCGAAGAGAAAGAGAAACAGCUGGUACUGACUGUGAUGGCUAUCCAGGUUGGGUGUGCCGCCGUGUGCCACUGGUUUGCAGUGGUGGCCUGUAAGAUGCACGCACUGCGCCACGCCUUCGUCUUGCCCUUACACCUGGCUUCCAUCGCCGUCCUGGCCGUGUUCCUGGUGCCCAUCAGUCUCGCCUUCAAAGACUCCUCGCCCAAUGCAAACUACACCUUCACACAGUACUGCGCUGACAUGGCAAGCGACGAGGUCCCCAGCCCGGCUCCCGACUGGUUCCAGGGUCUGGUCAUGGAUGUCACUCGGUCUCUGUGCCUGAGGGAGAUGUCAGAGGAGAUGAACAUCGCGUUGAUAGGAAGUGCUUCCCUCUGCUGGUGGCUGGGGCUAGUGCUGUCCACCGUCUACAUCCUAUUUAUGAAAGUGGGGCGUAUAGAGAGGACCCAGGACUUUUUUGUCAGGAGGAUGUACGAGGGGGCGUUUCUCGAGCAGUCUCUUCUGCUCAACACACGCUUCGUGGUCAGACACAAGGAAAAAAAAAGGAGUAAAUGUGAGAAAGUGAACGUGUUCCUGUGUGCUACUAUGUGGCAUGAGUCAUAUGAUGAAAUGAUCAAGAUGUUCAUCUCCAUGUUCAGACUGGACAAAUACAGGCCAAAGGAUAACAGCCACCAGGAUGUAGAGUUUGAGUCCCAUGUCUACUUUGACGAUGCUUUUGUAGAUGUGAAGGGGAGCCGAGAUCGACACGUCAACGAAUACGUCGAGACCCUGGUGGACGCAAUCCGAGAAGUUUACACUAUUUUCCUGGAGGAGGACCCCAGCAUUUUCCGAGACAGACCGCCCAUGCCCGACCAGUUGAUCCUGAGAACACCCUACGGAGGUCGGCUGGAGUAUUCUCUCCCACAAGGAAACAAGCUGAUAAUACACCUGAAGGACAAGAAGAAGAUACGCCACAAGAAGAGGUGGUCGCAGAUCAUGUACCUCUACUACAUCCUUGGCUGGCGUCUCACAACUGGCUACUUUAAGAAACUUGACAAAGGUGAACCCAGGGAGGAGUUGGAGAAAAGCCUAAAGAAACAACAGGAAAACACCUAUCUCUUGGCUCUGGACGGAGACACAGACUUCCAGCCCGCUGCAGUGAUGCUGCUGGUGGACAGGCUGAGGCUCUACUCACAUGUAGGCGCCGCUUGUGGCAGGAUUCACCCCACUGGCACAGGUCCGAUGGUGUGGUACCAGAAGUUUGAGUAUGCAGUGGGCCACUGGCUGCAGAAGACAGCAGAGCAUGUGCUUGGCUGUGUGCUCUGUAGCCCUGGCUGCUUCAGUCUGUUCAGAGGCGCCGCCCUCAUGGACGACAACGUCAUGAAGAAGUACACCAUAACUGCCACGGAGGCGGGCCACUAUGUACAGUACGACCAAGGUGAGGACCGCUGGUUGUGUACUCUGCUCCUGCAGCAGGGCUGGAGGGUGGAGUACAACGCUGCAUCGGACGCCUACACCAACGCCCCCCAGGACUUCAAGGAGUUCUACAACCAGCGUCGGCGCUGGGGUCCUUCCACCAUGGCCAACACCCUGGAUCUGCUUGGUACGGGCUCCGUGACGUCCGAGAAGAACAGCUCCAUCUCCAAGCCCUUCGUCCUCUACCAGAUCCUCAGCAUGGCAGCCUCCAUUCUGGGCCCCGCCACCAUCUGCCUCAUGACCGCAGGAAGCUUUUCAUUUGUUUUCAAUAUCCAUCCCAACGACUCCCUUUUCAUCGCUGUUGUGCCCCCCACUAUCUACUUCAUACUGUGCUUCAAGCUGAAGUCGGACACACAGAUAACCAUUGCAGCCGUCAUGAGCGUUUUCUAUGCUUUCCUGAUGUUGGGAACGGGCUUGUCCAUCGUUGGUUCCAUGGUGGAGGAGCAGACCAUUUGGACCCCCAGUGGUCUGUUCAUCAUCUGUACCCUUCUGCUGUACACCAUCACGGCCAUCCUCCAUCCCCAGGAGGCACCACUGGCCAUCUACGGCCUACUUUACUUCAUCUGCAUCCCCAGUGCCUACCUCCUCCUGGCCAUCUACUCCAUGGUCAACAUGAACAAUGUCUCCUGGGGCACCAGGGAGACCGCAGGAGCAGGCAAGCAGGCAGCCAAGCCGCCCAAGACCUUGAGACAGCGCCUCCUACAGGGCUUGCCGGACUGCUGCAGGUGUCCAUGCUUGAGAGGAGAUGGUAUGGAGAUGAUGCCGGAGGAGACAGUGGUGAUGGGCCAGGAGGUGGGGAUGAGGGGCCAGGAGACGGAUGUGAAGCCACAGGAGAAUACAAGGUAUCUGGAAUCUCCUCCUCCUUUUCUGGAGCAAUGCUGGGUGACACAACUUCAGACCAGGACUGAGGACUAUAAUUUCAAAGAAGAACAUCUUCAAGAGGAAGAGGAGAUCUUUUUUAUAGAUCUGCAGAAGCGUUAUCUGGAACCUCUGAAGGAGGACAAAGUGAAGCAGGAUCAGAUCACCAAUGACCUCAAAGACCUAAGGAACAAGGUGACGUUUGUCUACUUCAUCUGCAACGCCCUGUGGCUGGUGGCCACAUUCUUCCUUCAGCUCAUCGGCAGUUCUGUCACCAUCAAGAUCCCCAAAGCCAGCCUAAACCUGACUGCAACGGGGGAGUACGUCUACAUAGACCCCAUCGGACUCAUGUUCCUUCUGGGGUUCGGAUUGCUCAUCUUAAUUCAGUUCCUGGCCAUGCUGUAUCACAGGAUUUACACCAUGAUCCACUUUGUGGCGUUUGUAGACACAGAAUCCCAGAAUGAGAAAAAGUCCUCCAAAUACAAACCACCAAAGAGACCAGAGGAUACAGCACAGCUUGGGGAGAAAGAGAAGAACAACAUGGCGAGCACUGAGGUGGAGAUGUAUCGACGGUAUUCUACUGCAGGGACCAUGGUGUGAGGCACCUUCUGGGACUUGAUAGCUUUUUGAUUUAGCUUAGUUAGUUGAUAAACAUGACUUUAAGCAUUACAUUAAAUAUGAUAGUCCAAACUAUCAAGGUUGCUUGGUCAACUAUAGGUAAAUCUAGGCAAAAGAUUUUGGUUUUGAAAUGUAAAUACAAACAGUAUUUUUUAAACCAAAGUAUUAGUAGUGAAAUUGAAAGAUGGGCUGUUUCUGCUGAGGGGUGGGUGUCUGCAUGUGAACAAUCUACUGCUACUAUGGCCAAGUCUUUGAAGCCAAGUACAUUUAAGACAAAGAUGAAGUAGUUUUGUUGUUUUAUUGUGUGUUAAGUCCUCCAACUGAGGUAUUACUCCUACACUGUAUGUUUGUAAAGGAUACAUUUUAUCUUUCAAGUGUUCAAUCGGAUUUCAUCCAUAAGUAUUGAUAUAAAUAUAUAUUUAACUGAGAAUACUAUUAUUAAUAACAUAUUCAUUCUGCACUUUAAACUUUGGGGGCAUUCAAUAAAUUGUUUGUUUCAAAAUACC
Hypomesus transpacificus is the source of this 4353-nucleotide messenger RNA. Its product is annotated as chitin synthase chs-1-like. The record is from RefSeq and is a predicted model, not a curated record. Gene Ontology annotation, cellular component: cell septum; cell periphery. The transcript is spliced from 23 exons. NCBI's taxonomy places the organism in Eukaryota, Metazoa, Chordata, Actinopteri, Osmeriformes, Osmeridae. Bases 77 to 3829 code for a protein of 1250 amino acids. Gene Ontology annotation, molecular function: chitin synthase activity.